AAACUCAAAAAAAAAAAAUAAAAAAAAAAUGAAGAAACUUCUCUUGAUCUUUCUCUCCUCUUUUCUCAUUCUCCAAACCGUUCGAGGAUUCGAUUACCAUGACAAGGAACUAGAAAGCGAAGAGAGCUUAUCAAAGCUCUACGAAAGAUGGAGGAGCCACCACUCUGUUCCUAGGAGCCUCCAUGAAAGGGAGAAGAGAUUCAACGUUUUCAGACACAAUGUGAUGCAUGUUCACAAAACCAACAAGAAGAACAAACCCUACAAGCUUAAGCUCAACAAGUUUGCAGACUUAACGGUUCAUGAGUUCAAGAAUGCCUACACCGGUUCUAAUAUUAAGCAUCACAGAAUGUUGCAAGGACUGAAACGUGGCUCGAAGCGGUUCAUGUAUGAGAAUUCAACCCGAGUUCCGUCCUCGGUUGACUGGAGAGAAAAAGGUGCUGUCACUGAAGUCAAGAAUCAAGGGCAGUGUGGAAGUUGCUGGGCAUUCUCUACAGUUGCAGCGGUUGAGGGAAUCAACAAGAUCAAAACGAACAAGCUAGUCUCACUGUCUGAACAAGAACUAGUAGAUUGUGAUACUUACCAGAACGAAGGUUGUAACGGAGGUCUCAUGGAGAUUGCAUUUGAAUUUAUCAAGAAAAACGGUGGAAUUACAACCGAGGAUAAUUAUCCUUACGAAGGUAUUGAUGGAAAAUGCGACGCUUCAAAGGACAAUGGCGAGGUUGUGACGAUCGAUGGGCACGAGAAUGUACCUGAAAACGACGAAGAUGCUCUUCUUAAGGCUGUUGCAAACCAACCUGUAUCUGUUGCAAUUGAUGCUGGAAGUUCAAAUUUCCAGUUUUAUUCAGAGGGAGUGUUUACGGGAUAUUGUGGAACAGAGCUGAACCAUGGUGUGGCAGUGGUUGGCUACGGAUCUGACUCAAAGGGAAGAAAGUAUUGGAUAGUGAGAAACUCAUGGGGUCCUGAAUGGGGAGAGGGAGGCUACAUAAAGCUCGAGAGAGGAAUUGAUGAUUCGGAAGGACGCUGUGGUAUUGCAAUGGAGGCAUCUUAUCCAGUUAAGCUCUCGUCUUCUAAUCCAUAUGCACCGGAAGAUGAUGACGUUAAAGAUGAGCUCUAAGUAUGUGUAGGCAUUGUGUAAAACCAUAUCAGUGGUGAUCCCAAUUCAUUAUCAAUUCAUGAUUGUUAGAUUUGUCUUCAUGAUUUGGUUCUGAUGUUGGUUUUGAAUUUCAAUAAAUAUGGCUUUCUUUUUUUCUCAAU
Molecule: messenger RNA, 1254 nt
Organism: Eutrema salsugineum
Lineage: Eukaryota; Viridiplantae; Streptophyta; Magnoliopsida; Brassicales; Brassicaceae
Product: KDEL-tailed cysteine endopeptidase CEP2
Exons: 3
Coding region: 29-1114 (361 amino acids)
Cellular component (GO): lysosome
Molecular function (GO): cysteine-type endopeptidase activity
Source: RefSeq, a predicted model, not a curated record